ACACAGAAUUCUCACUCUCUACAAAACCUCCUCUCCAAGCAAUCUUGUCGACGAAAUCGAAAUCCAAGAGACGCUCCGUAAAUCUUUGGCAGGUCCGACAUGGCGACAGCAAUGGUGACCUCCGCCGGUGGGCUAUUGGCGAUGCUCAACGAAAGCCAUCCUUUGCUGAAGCAGCACGCUCUCUCUAACCUAAACAAUUGUGUCGACCAGUUCUGGCCUGAGAUCUCCACCAGCGUACCCAUCAUAGAAAGCUUAUAUGAAGAUGAAGAGUUUGACCAGCAUCAAAGACAACUUGCUGCAUUGCUUGUUUCUAAGGUCUUCUAUUACUUGGGUGAACUGAACGAUUCAUUAUCAUAUGCGCUUGGAGCAGGUUCCCUGUUUGAUGUUUCUGAGGAUUCUGAUUAUGUUCACACUCUUCUUGCAAAGGCUAUAGAUGAAUAUGCCAGUCUGAAGACUAAGUCCAUGGAGUCCAGUGAUGCUGUAAACAUAGACCCCAGGUUGGAGGCGAUUGUGGAGAGAAUGCUGGACAAUUGUAUUCUUGAUGGAAAGUACCAACAAGCCAUGGGGAUCGCAAUUGAAUGUCGAAGAUUGGACAAACUUGAGGAAGCAAUAACAAGAAGUGAUAAUGUUCACGGAACACUAUCUUACUGUAUUAAUGUCUCUCAUUCCUUUGUCAAUCGCAGGGAAUACCGUAAUGAGGUUCUUCGUCUUCUUGUUAAAGUGCAUAAAAAAAUGCCUUCUCUUGAUUAUCUGAGCAUUUGCCAAUGUCUGAUGUUCUUGGGUGAACCUGAAGGUGUUGCAAACAUAUUGGAAAAGCUUCUGCGCUCUGAAAAUAAGGACGAUGCUCUCCUAGCAUUUCAAAUAGCCUUUGAUCUUUUGGAGAAUGAGCACCAGUCUUUUCUUCUAAAUGUGAGAGAUCAUCUUUCGGCACCAAAGUCUCAACUGCUGGAAGCUGUGCAGCCAGGGUCGACCAAUCCAGAUGCUGUUCAAAGUGAAAAUGCAACCACUCCAGAGGAUGUUCAAAUGAUAGAUGGGACUCCUGCUUCAACAGAGAGUUCACGUGAAACAGAUCCAAAAGAAGUGAUAUAUGGUGAGAGGCUGACCAAAGUUAAGGCAAUCUUGUCUGGAGAGACAGCAAUACAGUUGGCGCUACAAUUUUUAUACAGUCAUAACAAGUCGGAUCUUCUUAUCCUGAAGACAAUUAAGCAGUCUGUUGAGAUGAGAAAUAGUGUGUGUCACAGUGCAACAAUUUAUGCUAAUGCAAUUAUGCAUGCUGGAACAACUGUAGAUACAUUUCUCAGAGAGAAUCUGGACUGGUUGAGCAGAGCUACAAAUUGGGCAAAAUUUAGUGCAACAGCUGGGCUUGGUGUUAUUCACAGAGGCCAUCUGCAGCAGGGGAGGUCAUUGAUGGCACCGUACUUGCCCCAAGCUGGGGCUGGUGGUGGUGGUAGUCCCUAUUCAGAAGGUGGUGCCCUCUAUGCACUGGGUCUCAUUCAUGCAAACCAUGGGGAGGGAAUCAAACAGUUUCUUCGAGAUAGCCUCCGUAACGCUAGUGUGGAGGUUAUUCAACAUGGUGCAUGUUUAGGUCUUGGUUUGGCAGCUUUAGGAACUGCUGAUGAAGAUAUCUAUGAUGACAUCAAAAGCGUUCUCUAUACUGACAGUGCUGUUGCUGGCGAAGCUGCUGGCAUUAGUAUGGGCCUACUUAUGGUUGGAACUGCCAGUGAGAAGGCCAGUGAGAUGCUUGCUUAUGCUCAUGAGACACAACACGAGAAGAUUAUUAGAGGUUUAGCAUUGGGGAUAGCCCUUACUGUCUAUGGUAGAGAAGAAGAAGCAGACACAUUAAUUGAGCAGAUGACUCGGGAUCAAGAUCCCAUUCUGCGUUAUGGCGGUAUGUAUGCCCUGGCGCUGGCCUACAGUGGAACAGCAAAUAACAAGGCGAUCCGGCAGCUGCUGCACUUUGCUGUAUCUGAUGUUAGUGACGAUGUCAGGAGGACUGCUGUACUAGCACUUGGGUUUGUACUUUAUUCUGAGCCCGAGCAGACCCCUCGAAUUGUUUCUCUACUGUCCGAGUCUUACAACCCACAUGUUAGAUAUGGCGCUGCUCUUGCCGUAGGUAUCUCUUGUGCGGGCACCGGUCUCCGUGAGGCUAUAGCAUUGCUGGAGCCCCUAACUUCAGAUGUUGUAGAUUUUGUUCGUCAAGGUGCCCUCAUUGCAAUGGCAAUGGUCAUGGUCCAGAUAAAUGAAGCUAGUGAUUCUCGUGUUGGAGCAUUUAGGCGACAAUUGGAAAAAAUUAUUCUCGAUAAGCAUGAAGACACUAUGAGCAAGAUGGGAGCAAUCCUAGCCUCGGGAAUCCUUGAUGCUGGAGGAAGGAAUGUGACUAUUAGGUUACUUUCCAAGGCGAAACAUAAUAAGAUUACUGCUGUUGUUGGCCUUGCUGUCUUCAGCCAGUUUUGGUACUGGUAUCCCCUUAUCUAUUUCAUAAGUCUUUCUUUCUCUCCUACGGCUCUUAUUGGACUGAAUUCUGAUCUGAAAGUUCCAAAGUUUGAGUUUUUAUCACAUGCCAAACCGUCACUGUUUGAGUAUCCAAAACCAACGACUGUACCUACCGCCACCUCGGCUGUAAAACUCCCCACUGCAGUUUUGUCAACAUCAGCAAAGGCCAAAGCUAGGGCCAAGAAAGAGGCAGACCUGAAGGCUAAUGCUGAAAAGGCAGCAGCGGUGGAGUCUUCAUCUGCUGGCCCAAAUACUGGAAAAGGAAAAUCAUUUAGUGAGAAAGAUGGAGACUCCAUGCAGGUUGACAGCCAGCCAGAGAAGAAAGCAGAGCCUGAGCCUUCUUUUGAAAUUUUGACCAACCCAGCCAGGGUGACUCCGGCUCAGGAGAAAGUGGUUAAAUUUCUAGAAGACAGCAGAUAUGUGCCAGUGAAGUUGGCGCCUUCAGGGUUUGUCCUCCUAAGGGACUUACGACCUACUGAGCCUGAGGUACUUUCUCUUACAGAUUCACCUUCAUCUACUGCAACACCUGGUGGUGGAUCAGCUACAGGACAACAGGGUUCUGCGUCGACCAUGGCCAUCGACGAUGAACCUCAGCCUCCUCAGCCCUUUGAGUACACAUCUUGAUUCUGGUGGUGGUUUCUGUACUAAAAACGAUGAUUUACUUCGUGGAGUCGGAAUCUAGCAGAGAUAUGACCAACCACUUUCAUAAACUGUUUCAUUUUCAUGUCUGAAUUGAAAGGAGGAAGCGGCAGUUUGUCAGGUGACUUGGUGAUAUUCUUAGUAAUACCUUUUCCUGUAAGGGUCAUUGAUUUGGCUUCAAAUCCAGUUUCAAGUAUAUUUUCCUCCUUUCCUAGAAGCUUAGUGGUGGUUUUCCAUUGGCAGUGGUUUCUCUGCCCUAGCUGACGGUGAUUGAUACCUGCGCGGUUUUAAUUAUUGUGUAACUUAAAGAACAUUCUUAAAUUGUAUUCGAUUUUAGGGGCUGCAUCUCACAUUUGUACUAUGUUAUUAUGUUUUUUUACUCCUUAAUUUGAACACGUUGCUCCGGUAAACUAGUGUUUUGCUUUGAA
Molecule: messenger RNA, 3560 nt
Organism: Tripterygium wilfordii
Lineage: Eukaryota; Viridiplantae; Streptophyta; Magnoliopsida; Celastrales; Celastraceae
Product: 26S proteasome non-ATPase regulatory subunit 1 homolog A-like
Exons: 13
Coding region: 100-3117 (1005 amino acids)
Biological process (GO): proteasome-mediated ubiquitin-dependent protein catabolic process; regulation of protein catabolic process
Cellular component (GO): proteasome complex; proteasome storage granule; proteasome regulatory particle, base subcomplex
Molecular function (GO): enzyme regulator activity
Source: RefSeq, a predicted model, not a curated record